Micropterus salmoides (largemouth bass) is the source of this 854-nucleotide messenger RNA. RefSeq names its product gem (nuclear organelle) associated protein 6 (gene gemin6). Gene Ontology annotation, biological process: spliceosomal snRNP assembly; spliceosomal complex assembly. The record is from RefSeq and is a predicted model, not a curated record. Gene Ontology annotation, cellular component: nucleus; SMN complex. NCBI's taxonomy places the organism in Eukaryota, Metazoa, Chordata, Actinopteri, Centrarchiformes, Centrarchidae. The coding region runs from base 34 to 564 and encodes 176 amino acids. The transcript is spliced from 2 exons.
UGUGUGGUGGACUGAUUAUUACCGGUGAUACCGAUGCAGCGCGACUGGACCCUGCUGGGUCCGCUGCAGUGGAUCCGCUACGUCAACAAGCAGGUGAAGGUGAAGGCGGGAAAAGAUGAGGAGCACCGCGGCUGGCUGCUCACCGUGGACCCGGUGUCCGCCAGCCUGGUCCUGGUGAACUUCAGAGACGAGGAGGGUGGGGCUUCAGUGCAAGUGGUGAUGGGUCACGCUGUGGAGGAGGUGGAGGUCCUGCAGGAGGCUGACGAGGAGACCACGGAGCGUCUCCAGACCUCCUUCCUCCCCCCUAGGACCUGCAAGCUGGACCCGGAUGAGCUGAAGAGGAGGAAGGCAGGGGUCCGGAGGUGGCUGGAGAAGAACCGGGUCCCGGUGGAGGAGGAGGGGGAUGAGCUAAGGGUGGCGGGGGUCCUGACCAUCACAGCCCCCUACGGACCUGAAGACUGCUGCAGCUCCAACCAGAUCAUCCUGGACCGCAUUCAGAAACUGAUCCAGAGUCCAAUCCAGCUCCAACCACCUGAUCCAGAGUCUGGUCCAGACUGUCCCUGAACACGACACAACCUCUCAGGGCGGUUAAAUCUCUGACUGACAGCUGGUCUGGAACCACUUUGUCCAAUCAGAAUGACUGAAGGCAGAAGCCCCGCCCCCUCAACAGCUGAAGGAAAUGGGGAACUUCAAAAUAAAAGUCGUUGUCCCUAAAUGUUUUGAUAAAAUCAGAGAAGACAAACUCUUCGUCUCUUCCUCCAGAUGAAGAGGCCUGAUGUGUGGAACAGGAAGCAACCUGACAAAAUGUUCUUUAACUUCCUGUUUCAUCAAAAUAAAAGUUGGAUUCAACACUU